This is a messenger RNA of Fusarium vanettenii 77-13-4, 3115 nucleotides long. RefSeq lists its product as uncharacterized. The transcript is spliced from 4 exons. NCBI's taxonomy places the organism in Eukaryota, Fungi, Ascomycota, Sordariomycetes, Hypocreales, Nectriaceae. Gene Ontology annotation, biological process: proteolysis. Gene Ontology annotation, molecular function: calcium-dependent cysteine-type endopeptidase activity. Gene Ontology annotation, cellular component: cytoplasm. The coding region runs from base 1 to 2913 and encodes 970 amino acids. The record is from RefSeq and is a predicted model, not a curated record.
AUGCACGGCUACAGUUCAUCAGAAGAGUCGGACGACCCUCGUCGGCCUCGCGCGCCGCCCGCGACUACAGCCAAUUCCAACGACCAGAAGAAAAAGAAGAAGAAGAAGUUGCCGCCCCAAAAGUCUAUCAAUCGAAUCUGGAAGAAAUUCUCCAAACGCAAGUUCCAGAGGGCCCUCGCCGUUCUCCCAUUCGACCCCGUUCUCCCUCCCGCCACCUAUCAAUCCAAUGAGCUGCUCUCGUCGGGAUACGAGCGCGCUGCAGAAGAAUGUCGACGAAAGGUGGAAAAAAUCAUCAAAGAAUGCAAGCGCGUAAAUAUGCGAUAUCGGGAUCCUGGUUGGGACUUGGAUUGGGAUCUCAAGUACGAGAAGGGCAAUUGUCUCAAUACUCUCGGCUCACAAAAAUUUGAACUCAACAGAACGACUCUUCUCAGCUCCAAGGCCUCUGUCCCCAAGGCUGUCAAGCGAGUUCACGAGAUCUUCGAGAAUCCCACCUUCAUGAAGGAUGUGAACGGUGGUGACGUCAAGCAAGGAAGUCUGGGCGACUGCUGGAUCAUGGCGGGUCUGACGGCCCUCUCCAAUGUUCCGGAUGGGCUCAAGCGCAUCUGCGUCGCCUACAACACUAAGAUUGGAAUCUACGGCUUCGUCUUUUACAGAGACGGAGAGUGGAUCUACUCCAUCAUUGACGACAAGCUCUAUCUCAAGUCUCCAUGCUGGGACUCUCCCAGCAUGCAGCGAGAUCUCCUGCAACAGAUUGACCGCGAAGAUGUUGAGAACGUAUACCGAAAGACCUACCAGACUGGUUCCAAGGCCCUCUUCUUUGCCCAGUGCAAGGAUCAGAACGAGACUUGGGUCCCACUGGUAGAGAAGGCCUAUGCCAAGGCGCAUGGCGACUAUGCGUCCUUGUCUGGCGGCUGGAUCGGCGAGGGUCUGGAAGAUCUCUCGGGUGGCGUCACCACCGAACUCCUGACGUCCGACAUUCUCGACAUUGACGAAUUCUGGGACAAGGAAAUGUCCAGGGUCAAUGAUGAGUUUCUCUUCGGUGCCUCGACCGGCCUGCUAGAGCAUGGCUACGGUGAGCGCAACGGCAUCUCGGAGGGGCAUGCCUACGUUGUGAUGGAGGCUCGGACACUUAAGUCCGGUCAGCGCUUGGUCAAGCUCCGAAACCCUUGGGGCAAGGUCCGCAAGGGUAUCUGGGAAGGAGCCUGGAGCGAUGGUUCCAAGGAGUGGACCACCGAGGUUCAGGAGGAGCUCGGCCACAAGUUUGGCAGCGACUCUGUCUUCUGGAUCUCGUACGAGGACCUCAUUCGCAAGUACUCUCACUUCGAUCGCACAAGGCUUUUCCGGGACCGCGACUGGCGAUGCUGUCAGCGCUGGAUCGGAGUCGAUGUGCCAUGGAAGGCAGAGUAUCACGAGAAGUUCCAGAUCAAGUUGACCAAGGACUCGCCCCUUUGCCUGGUACUGUCUCAGCUUGAUGGACGAUACUUCAAGGGUCUCCACGGCCAGUACUCAUUCCGCCUGCAUUUCCGACUUCACUAUGAAGAUAGCCCCAAUGCCGAGGACUACAUUGUCCGCUCUCACGGCAACUAUCUCAUGGAUCGGUCGGUGUCUGUGGAACUUCCAGACCUGCCUGCAGGCAACUACGUUGUGUAUCUCAAGGUGACAGGCGAGCGAGACUCGAAUGCCACUUCUGUCGAGGACGUCGUGAAGCGCGAGUGCGUCGACAGGGUCGAGAAUGAAAAGCUUGCCCAGGUUGGCUACGCCUACGAUCUGGCCCACAGCAAGGCAUGGGACCACAUGGACAAGGUCACCAAACUCCGCCAGAAGAAGGAUCAAGAGAAAGCUUCUGGAUGCCGACAAAAUGAGCGUCGCCGCAUGUGGGAGAAGCGCCACGUGAACCGCGACGUUACCAAGAAGCAGUCGACCAAGAACGCCGAAAAGAGAGCCCGCCGACGUGCCGCGUGGGAGGCUGAGCAGUGCCGACUUAACGAGGAAUUCAACGCCAAAGUCAAGGCCGAGAGAGAGGCGCUGAAGCAGGAGAGACUCGCCAAGGCCGAGGCCGUGAAGAAGGUCGAAGCGGAGAAGAAGGCUGAGGAGGCCGACGACGAGUCUGAGGAUGACAAGCCCAAGGAGUCUUCUGAGGACAAGUCUGAGACCAAGUCUGAGGAGAAGGCCGUAGCCGACGACAAGGACGAGCCUGUGGUCCCCGAUGAUGCCGUCAUGUCAGUCUCUACUGGAUCACCACAGUUCACCCCCAAGACGAUUGAUUCCACAACUGUCAUGGUCGAGGAGAAGCAGGAGGUUCCUCCUGUCAGUGGUCCUCCACCAGCUCCUGUUGAAGAGGAAGAGCCCCUGCCCACCCGGCCUCAACCUGUCUAUGAUUCUGCAGGCGAGUCUUCAGACUCUCCCGUUGAGGACUGGGAGGCCCUCUACAGCAGCGAUGAUCUGACCCGCAAGCCACGACUCACGCAGUCGAACCAGGCGGUGCAUGUGGAUGACUACGACUCGGAGGAAGAGCGUAUGCCUGAUCCAUGGAACGCCAUCUGCAUUGUUGGCAUCCGGGUCUACUCCAAGGAUGAGGGUCUAGAGCUCCGUACCGUUAUGGAGGGCGGCGAGCUUCUGGAAGGAGGCAUGGGUGAGAAGGGAGCGGCAGAUCUUGACAAUGCCCAGUCCAACGCCGGCGGUGUCCGCGCUGGUGAUGACAAGGACGCUCCCAAGGACAAGGCCGAGGAUGACAAGCUCUAUCCUCCGGUAGUCCGCAAGGAUGGUGGAGUGAUUGAAGAUGUCACGACCACCGGAGAGAAGAACUCUACCAUCAAGAGUUACUUUCACAUUGACUCGGCCGAUACAACUCGGAUGAACUCUCCGGCUCCCACGCCAUACGAGUUUGACCGUCGGCUGGAGCAUCGGCCAUGAAGUGAUGGCAAGAUUGCAUUUUGAAGAGCGACUAGAGAAGAUUUAGAGAAGACCGAUAUACCAAACCCCAAAGUACACGGGAUUGGGGGUGAUUUUCUGCUAGCUUGUUUUGCUCUUGGUUAGUGUUUUGGAUGGAUGAGCGAGGAUGGAUAGGCCCCUUGAAAGGAUUCUCUUAGGAACGAAGCAACGAUAUUAAAGAAUG